UCCCCUUACUUUUGCCCCUAAACCCUUCAUCUCCUCCCUCCUCACGAUGCUCCGCCGCGCCGCCCCCUCGGCCGCCGCCGCCGCCCCAAUCAUCCUUCGACGUGCCCUCUCCGCCUCGCCAUCGUCGUCAUCGUCGUCUGCCGCAGCCGCCUCCUCCUCUGCCGUGAACUCCAUCCUCCUCCGCUCGCUCAAGGAGCACUACCUCGAGGUCUCCAAGAUGACUCCCCCGCCCAAGAUCAGUCCGCCCAAGCCCUACACUAUCGUCAAGGGGGCCCUAGACCAGCCCUCCGGCCCCGUGCUCCGCCGCGAGUACGGGGAGGCCGGCGAGGAGAUCUCGAUCUCCGUCGCCAGGCUCGCCAACAUCAUGCCCCCCGGUGCCGACAAUGAGUCGGACGACGGCGGCGCCGGCGGCGGAGGUGGUGUCAGCGAGUCGAUUAGCCAGAUUUUCCUGCACGUGGACAUCUCCAGGCCAGGGAACAGCAAGUCGCUCCAGUUCCUGUGCGGGCUGUACCCCGACGCCGUGGGGAUCCAUUCCGUCUGCCUCCGGUCGAAGACUGCCGAGUCUGGAACGGCGGCUAUGGCUGGGAAGGGCGAUGAUGGGUACCAAGGCCGCAUCUUCCAGGAAUUGGAUGAGAAUGUGCGUGAUGCAUUCCAUCAUUACAUCGAGGCCCGUGGCAUAAAUGAGAAGCUCUUCCCUUUCCUACAAGCUUGGCUCUAUGUGAAGGAUCACCGCAACCUUAUACGCUGGUUCAAGUGUGUGGGUACAUCCAUCAGUGGGUCAAAGUCUGAGUAAGAUGUUAAUUACAUUUUGCUCAAGAUCACAUCGAGGAGAUGAGACUGGAAAUGUUCUUUUUGUCUGUUUGAGAAAAUUCAGGAGACUAGGAGCUAUGACAGGAUAAGCCAAUGUGGCACGAGACAGUAGCGUUAAUCGGGCUUUUCCUUCUCUUUAGUUUAACUAAGCCCCUGGGGACUAGAUAUUGUCACUGGAGGGCUUGAUGUGUAGGAUUACUAGCGCGAGUUUGCAUUAUUCCCUGUGAUUGGAUGUUCUACCUUACUAAAGUAGCUGUCAAAUUUUCAAUACCACAACUUCGUUGUGCGUUGCAGUAUAUCAUCCUUGAAGAUGCUGUUGUACAAUGUAUGCAUGUUUCCUUGCCCUAGCGAUUUCAUGGCCCUCUAGUCUUGACUAUAGUGUUACAAAAAUAGGCCUGAAGGAGCCGGAAGCUGCUGGUAAUAUUUGUUAGAGCGAACAACCCCAACUUAGGGAUAGAAAAUUGUACAAGACUCUUCAACUCCUUCCAAUUCGAUUGCCAAUUGCACUGAUGAU
Oryza brachyantha (malo sina) is the source of this 1324-nucleotide messenger RNA. RefSeq lists its product as uncharacterized. The record is from RefSeq and is a predicted model, not a curated record. NCBI's taxonomy places the organism in Eukaryota, Viridiplantae, Streptophyta, Magnoliopsida, Poales, Poaceae. The coding region runs from base 47 to 793 and encodes 248 amino acids. The transcript has 3 exons. Gene Ontology annotation, cellular component: mitochondrial matrix.